AUGGUAGCGCGCUACGACCCCCUCACCCACACGGUGGACGACCGCUCGCUCAACGCCUGCCUGCUGCCGCUCGCCUCGCUGCACCUCGCUGCCGUCACCACCGCUGAGGGCCUCUGCCUCUCGCCACCACCUCCCCACACGGAGUCCCCUCCAGGGACAGGUGCAUCCCCUGGUGCAUCCCCUGGUGCAUCCCCUGGUGCAUCCCCUGGUGCAUGGCAGGGCGCGGAUACAGGUGCAGCUGACGGCGCAUCUUUCAACCCAGCGUCACAGCAGCAGCAGCAGCGCGACCCGCACAGCUGCUACCAGGGCGGGCGGCCACUGACACCCCAUGCGGUGCAGCAGCGGCUGGCGGGGUUCCACGCGUCGCAGUGUGGCUUCUGCACUCCCGGCGUCGCCAUCGCCCUCUAUGCCGCCCUCCGCCGCCACCGCUCCCCCGCUGCUGCUGGUGAGCAUGCUAGUGUUGGUGCUGCGGCUGCGGCUGCGGCUGCUGGUGCUGUAGCUAGUGGUGGGGUGGAGGUGGUGGCAGGGCUGACGGAGGAGGAGGCGGAGCAGGCGAUGGCGGGCAACCUGUGUCGCUGCACGGGGUACCGCCCCAUCCUUGACGCCUGCAAGAGCUUUGCUGGGCGCCGCACUAGCAGCGCAGCUGCACGUACAGGCAGUGCAGCAAGCGCUGCAGCGGGGGUGAUGGACCUUGAGGAGCUGGGGUCGUGUGCUGGUGGGCGUGGUGCUGCAGCGGUAGGGGCACGGGCGUGCAGGGUGGUGGGGCUCAGCGAGUUCGCCCCUGCUACACCUGCUGCGGCGCCAGGGAAGGGGGGCGCAGUGGCGCAGCAUGGCUCUCAAAGCAGCAAUCCGUGCAGCGCUGAGUGCAGCGGGAUGUGCAGCGUGCGUGGCAAACCCCUCCCCCGCUACAACCCCCUCUGUGACCCGCCCUUCCCCGCAUGGCUCAAGCGGGAGGCCCAGCAACACGCCAAUCCAUGGCAGGGGCGCGCAGGAAGGGCAACAGAUGACGUGGCAGGCGAGAUGCUGGUGUGGGAGCACUGGGAGGACGCAGGGGUGGGGCUGGAGCAGGAGCGGGGUUGUAGCGCGGAAGGGGGGCUGGAGGGACAAGCAGACGCAGUGGACGUGGCAGGUGACGGCAGUGAUGGUGCUGGUGGCAACAGUGCAAGAGGUGGUGCAGAGGAAGCAGCGGGACAGCAGGGGAAGGGGCGGAGGAGAGGGAGCAGGAAGGUGACGUGGGUGGCGCCCAGGAGUCUAGAGGAGCUGAGAACGGUGCUGCUGAGGGGAAGGAACGAAGGGAGUGGUGGUGAGGGGAGGGGAGCAGGCGAGGAGGGAGGAGCAGGCGGAAGCAGCAGGGAAGAGGAAGAGGGUGGGCGAGGAGCAGGAGCGAUCUCCCACGGCGAUUGUGAGGGUGAGUGGGGCGAGGUGCGGCUGGUGGCGGGCAGCACGGCGGCGGGCGUGUAUCCUGACCUGGCGCGCUGUGACGCCAUGGCUCAUGUCACUCUCGUGGACGUCAAGGGCGUGCUGGAGCUGCAGCGUGUGGCGUGGGAGGAGGGGCCUGCCGGGGAGGACGGUGAGGGGGGCGAGAGGGGAGAGGUGAGGAAGGAGCGUGUGAUGGGGAUAAGGUUCGGUGCGGCUGUGACUCUAUCGGAUGUCAUUGCAGUGCUGGAGGCCGUGGCAGGGAAGGGCGACGGUGGUUUCGCCAGCGCAGAAUACAGAGGCCCUCCGAUUCACGGCUGGGAUGAUGCCAAGGGGGCAGCACCACCAGCACCAGCAGCUGCAUCAGCGGCGGCGGCAGCAGCAAAACCAGUGUUGGGGCGAGUGGCAGCCCAUGUGAGGAGGGUGGCGGGGCCGCAUGUACGCAACGCUGCCAGCAUCGGAGGCAACCUCGUGCUCGCUGCCUCUCGCCGCGCCUUCCCCUCUGACGUCGCCACUCUGCUGCUCGCCCUCUGUGCCUCCGUGCGCACUGCCACUCCCUCUCCCGCCCCCCCUGCCUCUGCUUCUCUCACAGGCAGCCUGGGGCGCAGCAGCAGCGUGCUGGGUUCAAGAAGCGCAGCAGGCACCGAUGGGUGGGUGUGGGAGGAGCUCCCACUCGAGGAAUUUCUUCACCGCUCCCCACUCCCUCCCACCACUCUCCUGCACUCCAAUCCAGCAACACGCCAAUCCAUGGCAGGGGCGCGCAGGAAGGGCAACAGAUGA
Molecule: messenger RNA, 2196 nt
Organism: Closterium sp. Yama58-4
Lineage: Eukaryota; Viridiplantae; Streptophyta; Zygnematophyceae; Desmidiales; Closteriaceae
Source: the annotation of a GenBank genome assembly